This is a messenger RNA of Pygocentrus nattereri (red-bellied piranha), 2620 nucleotides long. Its product is annotated as cytochrome P450 2J6-like. Lineage: Eukaryota; Metazoa; Chordata; Actinopteri; Characiformes; Serrasalmidae. The transcript is spliced from 10 exons. Gene Ontology annotation, biological process: xenobiotic metabolic process. Bases 97 to 1599 code for a protein of 500 amino acids. Gene Ontology annotation, cellular component: cytoplasm; intracellular membrane-bounded organelle. Gene Ontology annotation, molecular function: heme binding; iron ion binding; oxidoreductase activity, acting on paired donors, with incorporation or reduction of molecular oxygen, reduced flavin or flavoprotein as one donor, and incorporation of one atom of oxygen. The record is from RefSeq and is a predicted model, not a curated record.
ACUUUGUCUGCAGUGUCUCAUCAAACUGGAAACCUUUUGACCUUCUAAUAGUGUAUAAAGCUGUGAGCGUCUGUUCUCUCCUGCACUUCUCUCAGAAUGGAAUCUGUGCUAAAAUACUUGGAAUGGACAUAUGUGAGCUUGGCCCUGCUGGGUGGUCUGUUCUCUCUGCUUCUGCUGGAGAUCAUCAAAUUGAACUCCUCCAGGAGCUGCAACCCCCCUGGACCCAGACCACUGCCCUUUGUGGGUAACCUGCCCCAAUUCAUUAGGAAUCGAAUGGCCUUCAUCAGAUUGAUGCCGAAAUAUGGUGAAAUUUGCACCGUGUACUUUGGAAAGAAGCCAUCGAUUGUGCUGAAUAGCAUGCAGAUUGCAAAAGAAGCUUUUGUUCAAAAUGGGACUGUGUUCUCUGGAAGGCCACCCUUGCCAAUAAUACGCUCCAGCAAAAGCUAUGGUAUCGUGAUGGCCCAAUAUGGUCAUUCUUGGAGAGAGCAGCGGCGGUUUGCUCUGCAGACACUGCGUGACUUUGGCCUGGGAAGGAAAACUGUGGAAGAGCAUAUUUCAGAGGAGGCAAAAUACCUCCUCAAGGAGAUGCUCAAACAGGAAGGAAAUCCUUUCCACCCCAUCCACCUCUUUAUGAACGCAGUAUCUAACGUGGUCUGCUCCAUCAUCUUUGGACACCGUUUCAACUAUGACAACAAGCGCUUUGCUAUAUUGCUGAAACUUCUGAAUGAAAAUGUUCAGCUUGCUGGAUCAGCUGUUUCACAGCUUUGCAACAUGGUCCCCAUUAUAAAAUACCUUCCAGGGCCUCAGAAGAAGGUAUUGCGUAAUUCUUUUGCCUUAAAAAAUUUUAUCCUUGAAUUCGUGGAGGAGCACAAGAAGACUCUAGACCCAGACAACCUCCGGGACUUCACUGAUGCCUACUUGAUCGAAAUGAUCAAGCAAAAGUCAAAAGAAGACAGUACAUUCCAUGUGGAGAACAUGAUGACUUCAAUCACAGACCUUUUUUUUGCUGGGACGGACACUACAGCAAAUACCUUCCGAUGGGGCCUCAUUUACUUGAUGGAACACCCUGAUGUGCAAGAGCGCUGUCAUGAAGAGAUCAUUCAGCUGAUGGGUUUUGACCGCUUUCCCUGCAUGGGUGACCGCCCACAGCUCCCGUAUACUUGCGCCACUGUUUAUGAGAUCCAGCGAUGCGCUAACAUUGUUCCUCUCGGUGCCGCACACGAAACCACAGAACCGGCACAGCUACGAGGAUACAACCUGCCCAAGGGAACUGAAGUCAUGGUCAAUUUAACGGCUAUCAUGACUGACAAAGAGUAUUGGAAGUAUCCAGACACGUUCAACCCAAAGAACUUUCUAGAUGAGAAGGGACAGUUCUGCAAAAAUGAUGCCUUUCUCCCAUUCUCUCUGGGUCCAAGGAUGUGUCUUGGUGAAUCUCUGGCAAAGACGGAGCUCUUCAUCUUCUUCACCUUUCUGAUCCAACGGCUUAAGUUCUCGUGGCCUCCUGGAGCUCCGCCCACAAACAUGGAUGGCAUUGGGUUCUUGGUUCGUGGUCCAUUGCCCUUCAAUCUGAUCUGUCACAGCAGAGAGACCACACACUAAAUCACCAAUGUGUUCAGGCUUUACAGCUGAACAUUCGACACCAGACCUGACCUGGAGGACUUCAUCUGCUCUAAUACAUGUAAUAUGAAUCACUCUGAGACUAUCAAGUUCUUGCUUUGCACUAGGACCAACCUGGGGUAAAUGUGCAAUACAUGAUUUCCACUAAAGUAAUGAGCACAGUAGUUAGAUUUUAUCAGGUAUUUCUAACAGAGGAGUUAUAUUUUGAAAUGUAUGUAAAGGCUAUUUUUGUAAUACUUAGACUGGGUCUAAAAGUUGGAAAUCACAUAGAAAAUCUGGGAUUUUUUAAAAAUAUUAAAACCUGGAAAUACACAGAAUGUUUUUGAAUAAAAAAAAUUGAAACAAAGAAAAUCUCUGACAAACUUUUUAUGCACUAUUUCUAGGUCAGCAUUCAAAUUUAAAGCUGAGUUGCAAUGUAAAGCUUAAAAUAAACAAAUAAGAGUCAGCGGUGUCAGGUUGAAAGUUAUUCUGACCACAUUGUGAGUUUAUGUAUUAGUGUCACAUACGAAAUCAACGUUAUGCUAAUGAUGGUCCAAUGACAAUAGUAGAUAAUUCACUCACAUCCUCAGAAGAUGCGUCCUUCAUCAUAUUUUGACUUAGUUGUCUUUGAAUUUGUCCUCAACAUACUUUCAAUCAUCAAAGUCAUCCAUUCAGGGAAGUGGGCAGAAGCAGAACCCACAUUACAAAAUGUUCUUCCACACAUUGUGUGCAAUUACACAUUUCCACCAGAGAGGUCUCCAAAUCCCAAGAUCUUAAAUACUGCAACAUAUUUGUGGCACUGACCAUGUUAAGAACUUGUACAUUAAAGUCAGAUUUGUGUUUUUGAGUCUUGUUUGUACACUUAAAGCCAGUGUUCAUAGGACUCUCAGGGUUGGAUUUACUCCUCAGAGACUUUUACACAAAGUUGUGGAUUCAUGUCAUUAAAGCAAAAUGGGGACAUGUUGUCCCAAAUACAAAGAAAUCCUGAAAUUCAGUUCAGUAGUUAAAUGAUUCUGCUUUUCAU